Diorhabda sublineata is the source of this 2088-nucleotide messenger RNA. RefSeq names its product alpha-tocopherol transfer protein-like. The record is from RefSeq and is a predicted model, not a curated record. The transcript is spliced from 7 exons. Gene Ontology annotation, cellular component: membrane. The coding region runs from base 1060 to 2034 and encodes 324 amino acids. Lineage: Eukaryota; Metazoa; Arthropoda; Insecta; Coleoptera; Chrysomelidae. Gene Ontology annotation, molecular function: phosphatidylinositol bisphosphate binding.
AAGUGCGCGCGCUAAGAAAGAAAGAAUUGUGUUUUGCUAAUCGUCGGUAACGUCAUAGUCGUGGUUUUUCGCUAUUUCUCGUUUACCUUUUUCAUGCCCAUAAUAAAUAGUCGACCAACUUUAAUUGACCAUGAAUUACAUCAAAAGGAAUUGACCAUAUGGAUCGUGAUGUUGCGUAUUUUAAACCGUUCACAAAAAGUAAUCCAAAGUCAUUACUUACAUUUAUAUACUCAAGUUGGAACCACAUGGAAAAGUUUUUUAUUAAUGGUUUUAUUGAAAAAGUUCUGCAUGGUUCAAAAGUUAAAAUACAACCAUCAGAUAACAAUUUUUAAAAAGCAGUUUACGAGGUUUUUCAAAAGAGUAAAGUAUCUUUAUUAUAUUAUUAUAAAAGUUGGGUAAUUAUUUAGUUUAGUUUGCCUACUUACACCCCCGUCCGACCCCAAUCCUCUCCAAUAUUAAAUAUAAUUAGUUACGACUAAUCUAAUGACACAAAUUAACCAAUAUUUUGAUUAUGAGCCUAACCUAACCUAUAUAAAUUUUUAAACUCGAAAAAGUAUGUGAAGAAAUAAUUUCAUGCAACCUAAUCUAAAUAAUUACUUAAAAGUUAUAUUCAAAUACGCAAUUACAGACAUUUAUUAUGAAACUUCAAGUUUUGUGAUUAUUUACUAUAAUUAUUCCGUAUUAAUUAUACUGGUGGGAUAAAAUUUAACACAAUCUAGUAUGCCCUGACAUUGUAUUGACAGUGAAUGUCAUAGUGAGUUGUUCAUAACCUUACAAUAUAAAUAGCAAAUUUACUAAAUCGUGAAAAAAAAAAUAGAACUUGUUUUAAUUCAUAAAGACAAUUACAAAAUACAUAGAGAGGCCGCAAAUAUUUUUAAUAAUAGACAUUAGGCAUAUAAACAUUAACCAUUCAACAAAAAUUUUAAAUAAAUUUAAGGCUAGUAAUCCGGUCAAUUUGAACAUUCGAUGUUACGUAAACUCUCAUCAAGCUGAAAAUCGGUGAAAUUGUUUAAAAUACAAUUGAACAUAGAAUUUGAAUGUUCCCCAUCAUUUCCGUGUAUGGAAACAAUUUUAUUCAAGGUCAAAUGUGAAAAAAAUGAGUUUUUCGCAAUUUUCAGCGAAACGUUAAAAAUGUCUUCGUACCUCGAUAUCGAUCAUCAUUCAAAAUUAGUUAAACAUUUCGGAAAAUCGGAUGAUCACGUUGUUGACGACAUUAAAACUAUCAAAGAAUGGCUUCAAAAAGAAGAACAUCUACCAGAAAUGCCUUCCGAUGCUAUUAUAAAAGGAUUUUUGGUAAUCAAUAAGUUUAAUAUUGAAAAAACUAAAGAUGCUUUGCAUAUUUACUACACGAUAAGAGAAUUGAUGCCAGACAUUCUCAAAGGUUCUCGUCCUCUCGAUGAACAUAUCCAAGAAUAUACAAAAGUUCUUCCAUUUCUGCCUUUGCCGAAGCCCACGCCGAGAAUGCAACGAGUUGUUAUAGUAAAAUUCCGCGAUCUAGAAAAUCCGGAAGAUUUGGAUCUUUUAAAAAACUUAGCAUUGUACAGUCACAUAAACGAAAUUAAAUUGAAUGAAGAUUUGUCAUUGGGAGACGUGUAUAUCUUGGACUGCUUACAUUUUAAACCAGAGUAUCUGUCUAAAAUUAAUAAAGACGUUUUAAAAAAAAUCAGUUUUGUUAUAGAGGAAGUAUGGAAUAAAACUGUUAAAGAAUACCAUUUGAUUAAUAAUUCUGAGCACUCGAUUGUGUUCGGUAAUCUAAUAAGGGAACAUUUAUACGAAGAAAUUAAGGAAAACAUUUAUGUUCAUGAUACACUAGAAGAUUUGUAUAAGUGCAUUCCUAAAGAAAUUCUUCCAAAAGAUUAUGGUGGCGAGGAAAAAACCUAUGAUGAACUACUUGCUGAUUGGAACAAAAAAGUUUCAGAAUUCGAACAUAGAUUUCAUAAGCUGGACAACCUCGAAGGGGCAAACAAAUUACUGUCGCGCAAAUACAAAGGCAAAAACAUUUCCGAUUAUUUCAAUGAAAAAAUAAAAAAUUAGAUUGUUUCCUCAAAUUGACUCCAUUCUAAUAAAUAAAUCUUCACCCGCAUUAAA